AAGAUAUCUUAAUUUUAUCUAUACGAUUAUUCAGGUGUCAUUAACUUACAUAUGUGUAAAUCAAAUAUUUGACCUUAUUUUUUAUUACGACAUGAAUCAAUUCCUUUUGUUAUUUUUGCUAGCAUAUGUCAGUAAGCUCUUAUUUUUACUAAAUAUUUCGUUCUUGAGGCAAAAUUCGCAGUUAAAUCGACGAAAUCAGAGAAUUAAUAUCAGAAUCAUUAUAAUUUUAUGCUUGAAUAAAAUUUCCAUAUAAGAUUCUUUACUAGCCAAAGCUCAAUAAAUAAGAUCAAUAAUGUCUGCAAAUAUGGUUGUACUGAGACUCUGGAGAAAAAAUAAUCCUAUGACUUUGUGGAAGAUACAUGAUAUUUCCCGAAUUCAGAGAACAAUCUGUGUCUCCACACAACAAAGAUUUCUCCUUAGUGAGAAGAAAUCAGCAACAGCAGCAGCAACAAUCAUGACAACAAAUAAGAAAUUAAAUUGGAAUAAAGCUAUUUCAGAAGCAGAAAAAAUUGUUGGAUAUCCAACAUCUUUUUUAAGUUUAAAAUGGCUAUUAAGCGAUGAAAUUGCAAAUAUUGCUUUACAUUUGAGAAAGUUAGUUGGAUCUAAUCAUCCUUUGCUAAAAACAGCUAAAAAUAUUAUUUUUAGUGGACAUAACAAUGUACAAGCAUUUGGUCUUGUUGUACUAUUAAUAUCUAAAGCUGCUGGCCAUCUAAAUGUAAAUCAUAUAGAAGAAGACAAAUCAGCAGGUGUAUUACAUAGCCAAAGAACAUUGGCUGGAAUUAUAGAGAUGAUACGCAUUAGUAGUUUGAUACAUAGGGGACUGGUAAAUAUAAAUGUAGAUGGAUCAUUGGGAGCUUCAGAAAUGGACAAUAUGUUAUUUGGUAAUAAAAUAGCUUUGUUAAGUGGUGAUUAUUUCCUUGGCAGUAGUUGUGUUGAAUGUGCAACUCUUAAAAAUCAGGAUGUUCUGUUUUUAAUAGCUUCUAUAGUGGCAGAAUUGGCUCAAGCAGAAUUUAUAGCACGCAGAGAUAGUCAGAAUAAUCCUAUACCAUCGAUACCACCUAAAGAUCGUACAGGCUAUGCAUUGAAAGAAUGGGAACUUUUAAAUAUUUAUGAUGCUGGGUCGUUACUUGGAAAUAGUUGCCAAGGUACAUUGAGAUUAGCUGGACAUAAUAAUGAAAUACAGCAGGAAGGUCGCAAAUUUGGUCAGCACCUUUCUUUAGCUUGGCAGGCUUACUUAGAUUUAGUCUUAUGCACUAACAAAGACAAAGCGAUUUUGUAUAAUUUGUGCGCUGCACCAAUUAUGUUUCAUGUGGAACAUGAUCCAUCAAUCUUAGCAGAACUUGAAAAAGGACUUAAAUCAGUUGAAAAUGUCGACUAUUUGAAGGUGCUUGAAAUUGUAACAGCUGGUCCAGGCAUUGAAUUAACCAAAGAGCUUAUAAAGGAGCAUUCACAAAAAGCAAUGGAAAUUUUAAACAUAUUUGAAGAAAAUGAUGCCAGGAAAGCAUUAUCUAAUAUUAUUGCGACCAUAGGUGAUUUUUAGCGAAAAAUUAAUUUUUCUGUUACGUUUGUCUUACGACUCGAGGUCAUACUUCAUAUAUACGUCAUAUAUUUUUAUAUGUUAACCAAAAUAUCAUACAGAAAAAUUAUCUGAGAUAAACUCAUACAGAAUCAGAAGAUUUGAGGCUUUCACGGCCAUUGAUACAAUGUCUAGGUAUAGCUUCCGGAAUGGAGCCGU
Molecule: messenger RNA, 1735 nt
Organism: Odontomachus brunneus
Lineage: Eukaryota; Metazoa; Arthropoda; Insecta; Hymenoptera; Formicidae
Gene: Pdss2
Product: decaprenyl-diphosphate synthase subunit 2
Exons: 7
Coding region: 293-1540 (415 amino acids)
Biological process (GO): ubiquinone biosynthetic process; isoprenoid biosynthetic process
Cellular component (GO): transferase complex; mitochondrion
Molecular function (GO): prenyltransferase activity
Source: RefSeq, a predicted model, not a curated record